CGCCCCUGACGCUUUCCCGCGUUCCUUGUGCACUUACUGUCACGACAAAUAGAUGUGUGGACUUGACUGCUGAUACGACACGACAAGAUGCCUCUCAUACAGAUCGAGGUGUGCGACUUCAAGUCCUACAGAGGGCACCAGACGAUAGGUCCCUUCAAGAACUUCACCUCUGUUAUCGGUCCCAAUGGCGCGGGGAAAUCGAACCUCAUGGACGCCAUCUCCUUCGUGCUUGGAGUGAAGAGCGCACAACUGCGCAGCUCACAGCUCAAGGACCUCGUCUACCGCGGACGAAGGUUACAGAAGGAGAAUUCAGAGGAAAUACCAUCAGGUGCCAUGGAUGAAGACGAUGAGGAAGAAGAAGGGGAGGGUACCGCUAAGAAAGCCUGGGUCAUGGCGCUAUACGAGGACAGCGAGGGCAAAGAGUGGCGAUAUCAGCGGACCAUAUCCACCACUGGUGCCUCUGAAUACAAGCUCAACAACCGCGUCGUCACCUACUCCGCAUAUAACCAAUCCCUUCAAACCCACAAUAUCCUCGUUAAAGCGAAGAACUUCCUCGUCUUCCAGGGUGAUGUCGAGGCCGUCGCGUCGCAGUCGCCGAAGGAGCUCUCGCAUCUCAUAGAGCAGAUCAGCGGCUCUCUGGAGCUGGCACGCGAGUACGAGGAAGCGAAGGAGGCGCAGGAGCGCGCCACCGAGAAUGCGACGUUCAACUUCACCAAGCGCCGCGGGAUUGCGGGCGAGAUCAAGCAAUACAAGGAGCAAAAGAAUGAGGCGGAGCGCUUUGAGGCGCUCGUGCAGGAGCGGGAUGCACUUCAACUCCACCGCUAUCUCUUCAAGCUGUUCACCAUCGAGGAAUCCAUCCGGAAGAACACCGAGGAGAUCGAGGAGCAGAAUGAAGGGCUAGACGCUCUGCGCAACGAGCAGAAGGAGAAGGAGGAUGAGUUGGCUGCGGCGCGGUCCGAGCAGGCCAAAGCGCGCACAUCUGUCUUGCAGUUGGAGAAGAAGAUUAAGAGGUCGGACAAGGCCAUUGAGGCGAAGAGACCCGAACUUGUUGCUGCUCAAGCACAGAUAACACAUUCGGAGAGGAAGCUCGCAAAGCAGGCGGAGACGCGUGCUUCGAUGGAGAAGAAUGUCGAGCAUCUGCGUGCCAAGGUGGCCAACCUGGAGAAGGAGCUCAGGCGAGUGAAGAAGGACGCGGAGGAUGCCGCAGAGGCUCAACGUCGAGCCUCCCAGGACAACAUCGCCCUCAGCCCCGAGAGCAUGGAAGAAUACCACCGCCUCAAGGCCGAAGCAGCGAUGCUCGCCGUGGACGAGCGCCAGCGCGUCGACACCCUCAGUCGUGAGGCAAAGACGUCACAACGCACGCUGCAAAUCUUGCAAGCCAAGCAGAAGGAGUUUGAGGAGAAGAAGCAGACUCUGUCGGAGCAGGCGGAGACCUUGGAAGCGAGGAAGGAGGAGCUCGAGGGCAAGGUGUCUGAACUGGAGAACGACCUCAAUCGCGCGAGGCAGGAGUUGAGGAACCAUCAGGAGACGAGGGCGAAGAUUGCUCAACUCGAGUCCGUCGCGAAGGAGAAGCUCGAAAACGUCCACGCUUCCCUCUUACAAGCCAGCGUCGACCGCCGGGAAUCCGACCGAGAGAUCAAGUUACGGGAAACCAUCGAGAACCUGCGCAGGUUAUUCCCCGCCGUCCGCGGCAGGGUCGCCGACCUCUGCAAGCCCUCCCAGCGCCGGUAUGAGACCGCCGUCUCUGUCGUGCUGGGCCGCAAUAUCGACUCGAUCGUUGUCGAUGACGAGCGGACGGCGAUGGACUGUAUCGAGUACCUCCGCAACCAGCGCGCCGGCCAAGCAACGUUCAUCCCGCUCGAGACCAUCCAGGUCAAGCCCAUCAGCGAGCGCUUCCGCAAUCCGGGGCGCGGGAUCCGGCUUGCGGUGGAUGUCAUCGAGGUCGACAGCGCCGUCGAGCGCGCGAUCCAGCAUGCCUGCGGGACGGCGCUGAUCUGUGAUACGAUGGAGCUGGCGAGAAAUUUGCGGUAUGAGAGGAAUCAGGAUGUGAAAGCUGUGACACUUGAGGGCACCGUCAUUCACAAGAGCGGCCUGAUCACUGGAGGGAGGAGCACGCAUAAUGCGAGAACAUGGGAGGAUAGGGAUGUGCAGAGCCUCCAGCGCACGCAGGAGAAGCUCAUGUCUGAGCUGAAGGCUCUCGCGAAGGAUAAGCCCAAGGCUGGGACGGACGAAAACCUCCAGGGAGAAAUCUCGCGCUUGGAGACCAGCCUGAUGGUCGUGAGGGAUGAUCUGAAAGAGAUCAACUCGCGCCUUGCGGGCGUCAACGCGGAGCUCAAGCACGUCAACUCAGAGCUCAAGAAGAACGCCCCGGAAUUGAAGAAGGCAGAGAAUGCUCAGGCCAAGCUCGAGAGGGAGCUCGAGCAGUUGCAGGCUGUGAUCAACUCCGCUGAGGACACCGUGUUCGCAGGCUUCUGCCAGCAAAUUGGCGUGUCGGAUAUCCGGGAGUACGAGGAGCGGCAGUUGAAGGCGGCUCAGCUGGAGAGCGAGGCGCGGCUGCGGUUUGACAAGCAUAUCACGCAGUUGACUUUGCAACUCGAGUACGAACGCGACGAGUCGUUGAAGAACGCUGAAGAGCGCCUUGCCACCCUGGACACCCAGAUCGCCAACGAGAGGACCAAUCUCGAACGCUUGCAGCAGCGCAAGGCAGAGCUUGAGGCAGAGCUUCAGACGGCCGAGCGGACCCUAACCGAGCAUAAGGAGAAGCUGGCGGGCUUGCAAGAGAAGCUUGACGAGCGCAACAGGGCCGUCGAGCAAGCGAAGAGGGCGAGCGUGAGGGCGUCGAAGGCGCUGGAUCAGGCGUUGAAGGAGAUUGCGACGAAGAACGACGAGAUCGAGAAGUUUGCUUUGGAGCGCUCGGCCAUUUACAGGAAGUGCAAGUUGGAUGGUGUACAGCUGCCGUUAAUUGCUGGUAACCUCAGGGAUGUGCCUAUGGAAGAGAACCUUCGCCAAGAGGUCGCAAUGGACGUGGAUGAGCCCGAAGACGGUGCUCAACGCGCCAGACAUGUGCAGGACUAUGGCAUCGAGGUCGACUUUGCUGAGAUCGACGAUGAGGAACGCGAGGAGGAUCCAGCGAAGAAACUGGCGGAGCUGGAUGACGAGAUCAAAAAGCUCUCCGCAGACAUCGAGAAGAUGGCGCCGAACAUGAAGGCGAUGGAGCGCCUUGACGAUGUCGAGAACAAACUCGCCGAGACGGAGAGGGAGGCCGACAAGGCGAGGAAGGACUCGAAGACUGCGCGACAGCAAUUUGAUGAUGUGAAGAAGCGGAGAUGCGACCUCUUCAACAAGGCGUACAACCAUAUCUCCGAGUGCAUCGACCAGGUGUAUAAGGACCUGACAAAGGGAAAAGCCUCCCCAAUGGGAGGUGUGGCGUAUCUAAGCUUGGAGGAUAGCGAGGAACCGUACAAUGCUGGUAUCAAGUACCAUGCGAUGCCUCCUAUGAAGCGCUUCCGUGAUAUGGAGCAGUUGUCUGGAGGCGAGAAGACAGUCGCUGCUUUGGCGCUCCUCUUCGCUAUCCAUAGUUACCAGCCAGCGCCUUUCUUCGUCCUUGACGAGGUCGAUGCCGCUCUCGACAACACUAAUGUCGCCAAGGUUGCGAACUACAUUCGCACGCACGCCUCGGAGACCUUCCAAUUCAUCGUCAUCAGCCUGAAGGGUUCGCUCUACGAGCGAGGCAACUCGCUCGUGGGCAUCUACCGUGAUCAGGAAGUUAACAGCUCGAAGACCUUGACCUUGGAUUUGACGCAAUUCGACGACUAAUGAAGGACUUUAUACCCACUGCAAAAUCUCGUAUCGUUAUUGCUGCUGCUCUCGUCUGUGUAUAUCUAGUGCUGCUCAUCGAUGUUGUAUCAGGGUCAAACGAACGCUCCUCGUCGCUUCGUGAGUCAGGUGUUAUGGCGCCAUACCGAAGCGUACGAUUCUAUUGCGGAAGGUAGCCGAUACACUCGGAUACUCAAAUUGAUCGCUGCAGGAAUAGAGGGGCAACAUGGUGCUAUGUUUGUCUUCUUUGUAAAGGACGCGCAAACGGAUGCGUAAGCCUUUGGAUGACGCGUCUUCUGAUAUAUAAGGUCUUGGGAACAGGGCUUCUGUAUACUCAGAAUUCUUACUCUUCUGAUCACCUGCCAAUACCAGUAUCUCCGAGAAUGAGUGCUUGCAAGGACUGCUUCAAGG
Molecule: messenger RNA, 4227 nt
Organism: Schizophyllum commune H4-8
Lineage: Eukaryota; Fungi; Basidiomycota; Agaricomycetes; Agaricales; Schizophyllaceae
Product: RecF/RecN/SMC protein
Exons: 21
Coding region: 88-3816 (1242 amino acids)
Biological process (GO): sister chromatid cohesion
Cellular component (GO): cohesin complex; nucleus; chromosome
Molecular function (GO): ATP hydrolysis activity; ATP binding; protein binding
Source: RefSeq, a predicted model, not a curated record